GCACUUGAUUUUUUUUUUUUUUUUUUUUAAUUCCUCCUUUAGCCCUUUCCACCUUCCACCUCCCCCUUCUUUUCCCAGGUUGAUUUUUUUCCCUCUUCUCUGGGCUUGCCCAUGAGCCUCCUCGGGAGCUACCGGAAAAAGACCAGCAACGAUGGUUAUGAAUCUUUGCAGCUGGUGGACAGUAAUGGGGACUUAAGUGCUGGGAGCGGCGGGGGUGGCAGCAAGCAGAGAGUGAACGCCGGGGCGGCGGCGGCGGCGCGGAGUCCUGCCCGGCAGCCUCUGGACCACGCCAGCACCAUGGACAGCUCAGGUGCCUCAUCUCCAGACAUGGAGCCCAGCUAUGGGGGAGGUCUCUUUGACAUGGUGAAAGGAGGUGCAGGAAGGCUUUUUAGUAACCUAAAGGACAACUUGAAAGACACCCUCAAAGACACAUCGUCUAGAGUUAUACAAUCUGUUACCAGCUAUACAAAGGGAGAUUUAGACUUCACUUAUGUUACCUCCAGAAUUAUUGUGAUGUCCUUUCCUCUGGACAGUGUUGACAUAGGAUUCAGGAAUCAGGUUGAUGACAUUCGAAGCUUUUUGGAUUCCAGACAUCUUGACCACUACACAGUGUACAAUCUGUCACCCAAGUCUUAUCGAACUGCCAAGUUUCACAGCCGGGUCUCAGAAUGCAGUUGGCCCAUCAGGCAGGCUCCCAGUCUGCAUAACCUCUUUGCUGUGUGUCGGAAUAUGUAUAACUGGCUGCUACAGAAUCCCAAAAAUGUCUGUGUUGUCCACUGCUUGGAUGGACGGGCAGCAUCAUCAAUUCUGGUUGGUGCUAUGUUCAUUUUCUGUAAUCUCUACUCUACUCCUGGCCCAGCUGUUCGAUUGCUAUAUGCAAAGCGUCCAGGAAUUGGACUUUCACCAUCCCACAGGAGAUACCUGGGAUAUAUGUGUGACCUACUAGCAGACAAACCCUACCGCCCUCACUUCAAGCCUCUCACGAUUAAGUCAAUCACUGUCAGUCCAAUACCUUUUUUUAACAAACAGAGAAAUGGGUGUCGUCCUUAUUGCGAUGUACUGAUUGGAGAAACCAAAAUAUAUACCACUUGUGCAGAUUUUGAACGAAUGAAAGAAUACCGUGUCCAAGAUGGAAAAAUCUGCAUUCCCUUGAACAUCACUGUGCAAGGAGAUGUAGUCGUUUCCAUGUAUCACUUGAGGUCAACCAUUGGAAGCCGGCUGCAGGCUAAGGUAACCAACACGCAGAUAUUCCAGCUUCAAUUUCAUACUGGAUUUAUACCACUGGACACAACAGUUUUAAAGUUCACCAAGCCUGAGUUAGAUGCAUGUGAUGUACCAGAAAAAUAUCCUCAGCUAUUCCAGGUGACACUGGAUGUAGAACUGCAGCCCCAUGACAAAGUGAUAGACUUAACCCCACCAUGGGAACAUUACUGCACAAAAGAUGUCAAUCCCAGCAUCCUCUUCUCUUCUCAUCAGGAGCAUCAAGAUACGCUGGUCUUAGGAGGACAGGCUCCAAUAGAUAUCCCUCCGGACAACCCCAGGCAUUUUGGGCAAGGUGGCUUCUUUGCAUCUCUCUGUUGGCAAGAUCAGAAAUCAGAGAAAUCAUUCUGUGAGGAGGACCACGCUGCUCUGGUGAAUCAGGAAAGUGAGCAAUCAGACGAUGAGCUUCUGACCCUUUCCAGUCCGCAUGGCAAUGCCAACGGUGACAAACAUCAUGGAGCCAAGAAGCCCAGCAAAAAGCAGCAGGAGCCAGCUGCCCCUCCACCCCCUGAGGACGUGGACCUUCUGGGCCUAGAAGGGACUGCAGAGAGUAAGAACUUCUCUCCACCGGCGGCUCCUCCCAGCAAUUCUGAACUACUGAGUGACCUGUUUGGGGGUGGAGGUGCAGCUGGUCCUGCCCAGGCUGGACAGGCAGGGGUGGAAGACGUGUUUCAUCCUAGUGGGCCUGCGUCCACCCAGUCAACACCACGCCGUUCUGCCACCUCCACCUCCGCGUCUCCAACCCUAAGAGUGGGAGAAGGUGCUACCUUUGACCCAUUUGGAGCCCCUUCUAAACCAUCAGGUCAGGAUUUGCUCGGUUCUUUUCUGAACACAUCCAAUGCUUCCAGUGACCCCUUUCUUCAGCCUACGAGAAGUCCUUCACCAACAGUGCAUGCUUCUAGUACACCUGCUGUGAACAUUCAGCCAGAUGUUUCAGGAAGUUGGGACUGGCAUACUAAACCAGGAGGGUUUGGAAUGGGAAGCAAGUCCGCUGCCACCAGCCCCACAGGAUCGUUGCAAGGCACUCCCACACAUCAGAACAAACCCCAGACUCUGGAUCCUUUUGCCGACCUUGGGACACUGGGUAGUUCUUCAUUUGCCAGCAAACCCACCACACCAACUGGAUUGGGUGGAGGAUUUCCACCUCUCAGCUCGCCACAGAAAGCAUCUCCGCAGCCUGUGGGUGGAGGGUGGCAGCAAGGAGGUGGCUACAGCUGGCAGCAGUCACAGUCUAAGCCACAGCCCAGCAUGCCUCACUCCUCUCCCCAGAACCGACCCAACUACAACGUGAGCUUCUCAGCCAUGCCUGGAGGCCAGAAUGAACGUGGGAAAGGAUCAACUAAUCUGGAAGGGAAGCAAAAAGCAGCUGACUUUGAAGAGCUGCUUUCUGGUCAGGGUUUCAAUGCUCACAAAGACAAAAAGGGGCCUCGAACAAUAGCUGAGAUGAGAAAGGAGGAGUUGGCUAAGGAAAUGGAUCCUGAGAAAUUAAAGAUUCUAGAAUGGAUUGAAGGCAAAGAGAGAAAUAUUAGAGCCCUUCUCUCCACAAUGCACACUGUGCUAUGGGCUGGGGAGACCAAGUGGAAACCAGUUGGCAUGGCGGACCUGGUAACACCAGAGCAGGUGAAGAAGGUGUACAGGAAGGCUGUGCUGGUGGUGCACCCAGAUAAAGCUACUGGGCAACCUUAUGAACAAUAUGCAAAGAUGAUUUUCAUGGAACUAAAUGAUGCCUGGUCUGAAUUUGAAAACCAAGGCCAAAAGCCCUUGUAUUAAUUUAUGAGCUUUUCCAUUUCUGCUGCAGACCUGUGCUAAUGCUUAGUGUGCGUCAGAAUUCUGAGGUUUUCACAGAUGACCCAAAAACUCUAGUAACAUGUUUCCAGUACUAAAUUAUUAAAUUACUCGUGGAUUAAUUUCUCAUUGAUAAGGAAUGUGGAUGUUUGGUUUCUCAGUCCCCACCAUAAAAGGUCCAAAGCCUGAGAGGAACUUUUAGUGAGAUGAUCUUGUAGCAUUACAACAUUCCAGCCUGCCCUUUGGGGAGCCUACUCAGCAUUUUCUCUGGGGGAAAUGGAAAACAGAGGCCACUAAAGGUGGCAUAACACCCAUUUCAUUGUCUGAGAAUAGGAUUAAAAAGCAAAAGUUAUGGUAAUAGGAUUACAAAAUGGUUUUAAAUAAUCACUUUUAGGUUUUCUUGGAAAGAUAUUAUUUGAUCAAUGUCUUUAUACAGACUCCAGGAACACAACCACCACGUUUUUGUUUUUUUUUUAAAUAGAAAUUUACUGUGGUCUUUAGCAUAGUACCAUAUGUGUCGGUCAAGAGGACUAACAAAAGAACUUGAAUUGUGGGACAUGAUUAUACCACAAUCCAGUGAUUACCAACAACCUUUCCUGGAUAAGCUAAAAAUUAGUGGAAAUACUGACUAAAGAAAACAGGAACUCUGAAAAUGUAGAAAUCUUUCUUCCAGGUCACGAUGUUGGCCUGCUUCCUUCCCUUCCCUUUAGAAAACUGUGGUUGAUUAAAGAGAAAGUCUUAAUACCAUAAUAACAACUUCAAACCUGAUUUGAGAGAAACUUCCAACUUUGCCAUAAGGCUUAAUGCUCUUCUUUUUGUUUAGCCAAGAAAAUACCCUUAGCAUUCACAAUUUAUCAGGACUGAUAUCAAGUGUGGACUCAAGUUUUCUCUAGGUUUGUGAGUGGUUGUGGCAAGAAAAUAGAAGACAAUGCUGACUAGUAGUCAGAAAGGCACUGUUGCAGUGGGAGACCUGUGCUGACCUUCAGACCCAGUCAGAUGGCUCGUCAGUAUUUGCUUUGAGGAACCAGGUCCCCUCUCCCCACCCAGCAAAUCUGGACCCCUUGGAUCAUUACAGGGGGGUUUAUUGUAUUAAAAGUAGUUGGGGGUCUACAGGAACAACAAUUACACAGGGACAUUUGUGAAAGCAAAGCAAGAAUGAAACAUUUCCAGAUCUCAAACUGAUUAGAUUUCAGUACAGUAUUUUGGCUGGGUUUCAUUUGGAGGGGAAAGCAGUUUGCUAUCCUGAGACUUUAGUAGAUCUCUUUUGGUGUGCACAUACGCAAUGUACAUCCUAUAUAUACAAAGCAGAUGGGCAAAACGAUUUUCAUGCUAAUCUUAAAAGCUUCAUGCUCAAUAUUGUGAAAGCUUUCAAAAAUUGUUUUUAAAAGACAAUCAUUUUUUGUUUCUGUUUUAAUUUUCUUGUUAGCAAACUAUACUGGAAAAGCAGCAUGUCCAAAAUACUUUAGGUUCUAUACAGAUCUCUCUCUCUGUCUUUUUUUUUUUUCUUUUUCUUAUAGAGUGUCCGUAUUUAUUUUACCUUUUACUGACAAUGCGAAACUCACGGAAAAUGUUCUCUUUUUAAAUAUACAACCGUGAACUGUUCAAGGUAACCAUAACAAACUAGGUGUUAUUUAUUAACGUAUUAUAAAAUGUUUGAUCCAGUAUGUGCUUGUCUUAUUUAAAAUUGGAAUGUGAGACAUGUUGCUGUGACCUAUUUUUUUUCUCAUUCACAUCUGUAGAUAUUGUGUGAACUACAGUAUAUAACGAUAAUAAUUAAAAAGAUAGUAUGUGGAUGUCAUGUACAUUUUGAAAUGAUAGAACUAUAUUAACUUUGUAUCAUGUUUGGAUAAUACAUCAGUUUAAAAGAUCAUUAAGCAGUAUAUAAUUAGUAAUGAGAAAGAAUCUUACUUAAAUUUGGGGAUUCCCCCCCAUAUCUCUUUUCCUGACACAUUAUCAUUCUGGACCCCUAUUUGUCUUAAAACUCUUAACAUCUGCAGACCAACAGGUUUUCACAUUCCUUUUAAAUAUCUGGUUGUGACAGAGCUUGUUGUUGAUCAGAUUCACUGUUCCAUUCAUAAGUAUUGUAAUAUAUUUUUUGUUUUGUAAAUAUGUUACACACAACAAAAUGUGAUUGGUCUAAAAUAUUUGUAAUGUAUAUUAAAAGGCUCAAAAAUA
Messenger RNA from Galeopterus variegatus (Sunda flying lemur), 5220 nucleotides. It is a transcript of the gene DNAJC6, whose product is annotated as DnaJ (Hsp40) homolog, subfamily C, member 6. Gene Ontology annotation, biological process: clathrin-dependent endocytosis; synaptic vesicle uncoating; dephosphorylation. The transcript is spliced from 19 exons. Gene Ontology annotation, molecular function: clathrin binding; phosphatase activity. The coding region runs from base 112 to 3030 and encodes 972 amino acids. The record is from RefSeq and is a predicted model, not a curated record. Gene Ontology annotation, cellular component: vesicle; cytoplasm; postsynaptic density. NCBI's taxonomy places the organism in Eukaryota, Metazoa, Chordata, Mammalia, Dermoptera, Cynocephalidae.